Saccoglossus kowalevskii is the source of this 1673-nucleotide messenger RNA. RefSeq names its product neutrophil cytosol factor 2-like. NCBI's taxonomy places the organism in Eukaryota, Metazoa, Hemichordata, Enteropneusta, Harrimaniidae. The record is from RefSeq and is a predicted model, not a curated record. Gene Ontology annotation, molecular function: superoxide-generating NADPH oxidase activator activity; protein binding. Gene Ontology annotation, biological process: superoxide anion generation.
GUCACCCAAACCAUGCCCAAAAAUACAGGCUGCACGACCAUCCUGGUGAACUUUGUCUUUGGGCAGUGUCGUCGUUAUGCGUUAUAGGGGGAUAGGUCAUCUUAAAAUGUGCAGCAUUCACAAACACUGAAGAAAAGUGCGUCCAAGAAACACAAAACGUGGAAUAUAUCAUGGCCGAAAGUUCAAAUGUAGUGAUCAACUCCUUGGUGCUGUGGGAUGAAGGCGUGACGGCAUACGAUUCUAACGACUUGGAUACUGCAUUGCAAAAGUUCUGGGGAAUUCCGGACCCGUCGGCCAAAGUAUUCUUCAACAUUGGAAUGGUUCACCAAGCAUUAGGAAAUCUUGAUGCAGCUGAGAAGGCUUUUGAAUCGUCACUGACCGUUGAUAAACACUUUGCGAUUGGUCGUUAUCAACUGAGUAUUGUUCAUUACAACUGCCGCAGAUUUAAGGAUGCUGAGAUGUCAUUUAAACACACGCAUGAAAGUCUGAGAGGAAAGAAUUACAUCGAUUACAAACAACUCGGUCUACGCUUCGUUCUCUAUGAAUGUGAGAUUUUACACAAUCUUGCCUUGACAUGUAUUGCUUUGGGUGAGAGACAUAAAUCAUUUGAGUUGAUAAACCGAGCUAUUACUACGGCUGAUAAACAAACCUAUAAGAACAGAUCACAACUUGUAGAAACUAAAAGACUAUUUCAGACUGGACAGAAGGCACGUCUCUUGGACUUACCAAGUGAUGCCAUCUUCAGGCCCCCUAAGUCGAAAACUGCCAACAUUGAAAAACAGGACUACCUGGGGAAAGCAAAAGUCAUAUCAUCAGUGACUGAAAAUGAUAAAGCAACAGGUUUUAUUCCAGUUGUCAAGGGCAAACCACCAGUUCCUACUACAGCAUGGAAUAGUAAAAUGGCAACACCUGCAGAGCCAUUAAACACACAUGUGAUUGUCAAGAUUCAUUUCAACUAUACCUGUGCCAUUAAAGUAAAGCAAGACACUUCUCUCAGCAAUCUGCAGGCUACAGUCUGUAAGAAAUUUGACAGACACCCAGACGAGUUGCAGCUAUGGUAUAUAAUGGAUAAACAGUUGGGAUUGCAGCAGCUUUGUCUAGAAAGUCAGAUUGAUGGGCUAUGGAAACUACUCAAAAACAAAAGACUGACUUUAUGGUGUUAUGAAGCAAAGGAAACCAGCAAGCCAGAUGUAGCGACUAAACAGGUUGUUGCACUCUAUGACUUUACUGGACAACAGGAAGGUGAUCUCAGCUUUAAGCAAGGAAAUAUUAUCACUGACGUCAGGGAGGUUGAUGAAAACUGGUAUGAAGGUCAGCUACAUGGUAACACUGGACUAAUCCCUAAGGGAUAUGUUGAGGAGUGUGCCUUGCCGCCACCACCGCCACCGAAUAAUGCAGAACACAGCUCACUGCGAUCUCCCUCAAGACCUAAAUCUUGGCAUACUUCAACUGAAGAAAGUCCAACAUCAUUUGGAGCAUUGAUGAAGGAAUUGAAGACGGCUACAAACAGGAGAUCAGUUUACUUAGAUGAUAAAUCGUGAUGUUCGCAAACUUACACUCUGAAACAUAGAGCACAUUAGGCACUUGUGGAAUACUGAAUUUACUGAAGAUUGUACCAGUGUUUACCCAGAGAAACAUUAAUAACAUGUAUUAUUAUACAUCUGUCACCAUAA